CAGCAUGAGUUCCAGCCAGAUUUCACUCCAAAUGAAACAUCGGAGAGUUUACAUACAGAAGACACCUUCAAAAUGUGGUGAAUGUGGAAAAUUCUUUACACAAAGAUCAUCUCUUACCCAGCAUCAGAGGAUUCACAGAGGAGAGAAGCCCUAUGUAUGCAGUGAAUGUGGAACUUGUUUCCGUAAACAGUCAAAUCUUACUCAACAUCUAAGAAUUCAUACAGGGGAGAAACCAUUUAAAUGUCAUGAAUGUGAGAAAGCCUUUCAAACAAAAGCAAUCCUUGUCCAGCAUCUGAGAAUUCAUACGGGAGAGAAACCCUAUAAAUGCAAUGAAUGUGGAAAAGCCUUUUGUCAGAACCCAUCCCUUAUUAAACACCAGCGAAUUCAUACUGGAGAGAGACCUUAUAAAUGUACAGAAUGUGGCAAAGCCUUCAGUCAGAGUGUAUGCCUCACUCGUCAUCAGAGAAGUCAUUCUGGAGAUAAACCUUAUAAGUGUAAAGAAUGCGGGAAGGCCUUUAAUCAGAGUGCUUGCCUCAUGCAGCAUCAGAGAGUUCACUCAGGAGAGAAGCCCUACACGUGUGCUGCAUGUGGCAAAGCCUUUGCUCAGAGCUCUUCCCUUGUUGAACAUGAAAGGACUCACACUGGAGAGAAACUCUUUAAGUGCAGUGAGUGUGAAAAAACUUUCCGCAAGCAAGCACACCUUAGUGAGCACUACAGGAUUCAUACUGGAGAAAGACCUUAUGAGUGUGUUCAAUGUGAGAAAUCCUUUAGGCACAGUUCAGCACUUAUUCGACACCAGAAACUUCAUGCUAGAAAUUAAAAUUUGGAAUUUUAAUGAGUAUGGUAAAGUUUGUGUGAAAACACCCUUCCCCACCCCACCCCAGAUUCUUGGGAAUUUAAGACUGAAUCUGCAGCUGGGAUGAAUAUUUUGUAUUUUGAACAGGCAAAGUUAAGAAAUAGACCUCAGAAUUAAAGUUUGAUGCCUUCUCUAACACUUAAUGGGUGUAUGACCUUGUUAUUUCUGAAACUCAUUUUCCUCACCUCCCCCAAAAGAAUAAUUCUUACAUUUGCCUUGAGAAUAAAAGUUGCAUAUGACA
Molecule: messenger RNA, 1097 nt
Organism: Nycticebus coucang (slow loris)
Lineage: Eukaryota; Metazoa; Chordata; Mammalia; Primates; Lorisidae
Gene: ZNF501
Product: zinc finger protein 501
Exons: 1
Coding region: 5-820 (271 amino acids)
Biological process (GO): regulation of cytokine production; regulation of immune system process; negative regulation of transcription by RNA polymerase II
Source: RefSeq, a predicted model, not a curated record